Symbiodinium necroappetens is the source of this 942-nucleotide messenger RNA. Lineage: Eukaryota; Dinophyceae; Suessiales; Symbiodiniaceae. The record is from the annotation of a GenBank genome assembly.
AUGGGACAGCUGAUCCAGGGCCAAUGGCACGCUGAAGACCUGCCCCGCCACCAGGCUGAUGGUAAAUUCGAGCGGCCCAACAGCCCCUUUCGCCAUUGGAUCGGUGCACCUGACGGACGCUUUCCUGCGGUCAAAGAUCGUUACCAUCUGUUUGUGAAUCCCGGCUGCCCCUGGGCUUAUCGGGCCAUUUUAUACCGCGCGAUAAAAAACCUUGGACAUGUCGUUAGCUUAUCCUCUACCGCCGCCGCUGCGGGUGAUCAGGGCUGGCACUUCGACAAUCCCCCCGAGCCACUACUACAGACCACACACCUUCAUGAAGUGUACAGCCGUGCUGAUCCGGCGUUCACCGGGCGGGUUACGGUUCCGGUCUUGUGGGACACUCACAGCAACACCAUCGUGAACAACGAAUCCGCUGACAUUAUCCGCAUGUUCAACGAAGCCUUUAACGCCAUUGAAGGCGUCUCCCAGACAGACUACUUCCCCGCACCACAGCGGGCAGAGAUCGAAGCGCUUAAUCAGGUGAUCUACGCUGACGUGAACAACGGCGUCUAUCGAUGCGGUUUUGCCCAGUCGCAGAGCGCUUAUGAUGAGGCCUAUGACAAUCUGUUCAACACGUUAGAUCAGCUGGAUGAACGCCUGGCAACCCGCCGGUAUCUAUUUGGUGAUGACGUCACAGAAACAGACUGGCGCCUGUUCUCGACGCUGGUGCGUUUUGAUCUGGCUUACUACAGCCGUUUCAAAUGCAACCGUAAUCUAUUGAGUGAGUUUGAACACCUCUGGCCGUACACAAGAGAUCUGUAUCAGCUUCCGGGUGUCGCCGACACUGUAGACGUCAGCGCUAUCAAAGGGAUCUACUACGGUGCGGGUAAACCCGGCAUACUGCCUAAAGGCCCGGCAUUGGAUUUCAGCGCGCCGCACAACCGCGAUGACAUCCACGUCUGA